AUGACCCUUUCAUCCCUUCUCCGCAUCACUCCCCGCCUCACCCCGACCGCGACCCGCAGGACAGUCAGAGCUGUGUCCUCGAUAUCCGGCACAAAUACAAUUCCACAGAAGUCUUUAGACUCCAUUCUGAUUGCCAAUCGAGGCGAGAUUGCCCUCCGUGUUGGCCGGACUGCUGCGGAGCAUGGGAUUCGCGUGACCACGCUCUACACUGACCCGGAUAGUCGAUCACAACAUGCUUUAAGCUCGCCAUUUGCCUUCAAUUUGGGUUCUGUGUCAGCUUACUUGGAUGGUGAUCGAAUUAUCGAAAUUGCGAAAAAAGAAGGAUGCCAAGGGAUACAUCCGGGAUAUGGAUUUUUGAGCGAGAACUCCGCCUUUGCUAAGAAAUGCUCCGAAGCUGGACUUGUGUUUAUCGGUCCCCCAUGGAAGGCAAUCGAGGAGAUGGGCGAUAAGAGUCGCUCAAAAGAGAUCAUGCUUGCAGCAGGUGUGCCCUGCGUCCCUGGAUAUCACGGUCAAAAUCAAGAUCCUCAAUUCCUCGAAGCCGAAGCCGAUAAGAUCAAGUAUCCGGUCCUCAUCAAAGCCAUCAAAGGUGGUGGUGGAAAGGGAAUGCGUAUCGCCAGAUCCAAAUCAGAGUUCCAGGCACAGCUUGAGUCUGCGAAAUCAGAAUCCAUGAACUCAUUCGGAGACGAUCAUGUACUGGUGGAAAAAUACAUAACCACCCCGAGGCAUAUUGAGGUUCAGGUGUUUGCGGACCAGCAUGGGAAUAGCGUGGCAUUGGGUGAGAGAGACUGUAGUAUUCAGCGGAGACACCAGAAAAUUCUGGAGGAGUCUCCAGCCCCGCAUUUGCCGGAUGCAACUCGCAAGGAUAUCUGGGCAAAAGCUCGAGCUGCUGCUCUAGCAGUCGGAUAUGAAGGUGCAGGUACCGUGGAGUUCAUCUUCGACAAUGACACGGGCGAAUUCUUCUUUAUGGAAAUGAACACCCGGCUCCAGGUUGAACACCCCGUGACAGAGAUGGUCACAGGCCAAGACCUGGUACACUGGCAAAUACUGGUGGCGGAAGGAUCACCCCUACCUCUUACACAAGAGCAAGUCGAAGAGCAGAUCGCUCGCAGGGGACACGGCAUUGAAGCCCGUAUCUAUGCUGAGAACCCAGACCAAGGGUUCAUUCCCGACUCCGGGCGCUUAAUCCACGUGCGAACGCCUACAACGACAGAUGAUGUUCGUAUUGAUGCUGGGUUUGUCGAAGGCGACGAGGUCUCUGCACACUACGACCCUAUGAUCUCCAAGCUGAUUGUUCGUGGCGAAACCCGCGAGGAGGCUAUUCGGAAAUUGAGCGCCGCGUUGGAGCAAUACGAGGUCGCUGGUCCUGUGACCAAUAUCGAGUUUCUCAAGACCAUCUGUCGCAGCCCGGACUUCAUCGCCGGGGAGGUUGAGACUGGUUACAUUGACAAGCACCGAGAAGAGCUGUUUGCUCCUAAACCAAUCGAAGAUGAGACUCUAGCUCAAGUUGCGCUAGCAUGCCUGCAUCGUGACGCCCACUCGGCCGCCAGGCCCUCCAACGGACUUGCGGGGUCAGCAGUCGGAUUUGCCCCAAGCUUCAUGCAACGGCAACUGUCGUUCAUCGAAUCAACAGGACCCUCGAUUGAAGGAUCUACUCUUCACGUUAGGGUCCAGCAAACAGCCAACCACACCUUCAAUAUCGAAGUUGGAGACAAAAUCUUCGAACAAGUUGAGAGCCGCAUGGAUCCAGAAUCCCACGUGGUUACAUCAUUUUUCCCACAUACCCGACUUGACACCACCGUGGUACAGGAUGAAGACACCGUAAUCGCGUUCCAGCGAGGCGUUCAAUACCGCCUGACUGUGCCGCGGGCCAAGUGGAUGGAGAAGGCUCUAGGGAUGAAAGAUGUUGCGAAUAGCGUACUAGCCCCGAUGCCCUGUAAGGUGCUUCGCGUGGAAGUGCAGGCUGGAGAUGUUGUGGAGAAAGACCAGCCAUUGGUGGUUAUUGAGAGCAUGAAAAUGGAGACAGUCAUCCGCAGUCCACACCAGGGAACAAUUGCGCGUGUCGUCCAUAAACAAGGAGAUCAAUGCAAGAGCGGCACUCCUUUGGUAGAGUUUGCAGAGGAGGAAUAA
Penicillium odoratum is the source of this 2127-nucleotide messenger RNA. Its product is annotated as acetyl/propionyl/methylcrotonyl-CoA carboxylase subunit alpha. Bases 1 to 2127 code for a protein of 708 amino acids. The record is from RefSeq and is a predicted model, not a curated record. Gene Ontology annotation, molecular function: ATP binding; methylcrotonoyl-CoA carboxylase activity; metal ion binding. Lineage: Eukaryota; Fungi; Ascomycota; Eurotiomycetes; Eurotiales; Aspergillaceae. Gene Ontology annotation, cellular component: mitochondrion. The transcript has 5 exons.